GAGUUGGAAACAGACUAGAUCGAAUGGAGGCUCACGCCGGCCGUUGACCUUCCAUUUCAUGAUGCAUAUAUAGUUUGUAUACAUGCUACUCUGUCUCAAGCAUUUGACCUUUAUCCCGUUCUUAAUCUCCUACCCCUGCAAUGAGGGAAGGCAAGCCUGAUCCGGCCAUCGCCGUCUUCCUCAUCGCCCUCUUCGUUGCGUCGGCGGUGCCCCUGAUCAACGGAGCCGACGGGGAAGAGCCCGUAACGCAGCUGUCGAACGGCUUCACCGCGACGCACUUGGCCGACGCGCCGGGGCGGUUCGAGCCGGUGCUGUACUCGCACAACGGCGUCUUCGCCUUCGGCUUCCUCCGCGUCGGCUCGGCGUCCCUGGACCUCGCCGUCGUCCACCUGCCUUCGUCCUUCCCACUCUGGCGUGCCACGCCGGACCGUGUCGCCGACUGGUCGCGGCCGGCUACGCUCUCCUUCGACAGCCGCCUGGUCCUCACCGUCCCCAGGGUCGGCGAGCUCUGGAGCACCCUCAACGUCGUCGGCGAUACGGUCGCGCUCCUCAACUCGUCCGACCUCGUCAUCCGGCUCUUCAACGGGCGCGGUACGCCUUGGCGUAGCUUUGAAAACCCAUCGGACACGCUCGUCCUAGGCCAGAACUUCACCAUGUCCUCGCCGCCGCUCAUCUCCAAGAACCGCCGCUUCUCUCUGCGGUUCGCCAAGACGUACAUGGCGCUGUACAUGGAGUUCUACGGUGGAAGCAAGAGGCCGAUGUACUGGCAGUACACGGCUCGCGAGGCCCAGCCGGAGAACGCAACGCAGCCGCCGGUGUACGGACGCCUGGACAGCCGCGGCUUCUUCGGGUUCUACCUCCUGGGUGGCGACCAGAGCGUCGACAUGCUUGCGUUCGACACAUUCGUCCGGAACCUCACCGGCGCCUUUCGGCGGAUGACCCUGGACGACGACGGCAACCUCCGCGCAUACUACUGGACAGAGGGCUCCAAAGCUUGGACCUCCGACUACAAGGCCAUUUCCGGGCCGUGCGAGCUGCCGACCUCGUGCGGCGCUUACGGCCUGUGCGUGCCCGGAGGAGCGCCCAGGUGCCAGUGUCUCAUCAACAGCACCGCACCGAUCGCCCCGCAAUGCCGCGCCGAGGAGUCCACCGACCUCUGCGGGGGCGGCGGGGGGCAGCUGUUCGACGUUGUGCGGCGGAACCGGGUGUCACUGGCGUACAAGGAGCAGCUGCCGUUCGAGACGUACAAGACGGCGGCGGAGUGCGAGCAGUCGUGCGCGGCCAGCUGCAGCUGCUGGGGCGCGGUGUACAACGGCGGGAGCGGGUACUGCUACCUCGUCGACUUUCCCGUGGAGACGGUGGUGUACGAGGCCGACGACCGGAAGGUGGGCUAUUUCAAGAUCAGGAAGGCGCGACAGCAUAGCGCAGCGGGGCGGGGCAUGUCGCCAGGCGUGACAGCCGCGGUGGUGGUUGCGUCGCUGGUCCUGGCGAGCCUGGCCGUGGCCGGGGCGUACGUCGGGUGGCAGCGGUGGCUGCGGCAACGGCGGGCUGGCGGUGUGGGGAUGGAGCAGGAGCUGACGCCGGGCCAUUACAGGGACCUCAAGUCCAUGGACAGCCCAAACAAUUCCUUCAAGACGUGAUCGGUGCGACUGUAUUGAAGCUGAACCCAUCGCCCGGACGUUGCGCGCUCGAUCGAUCGGUACCAUGCCCAUGCCAUACGGAUUGCUGAGCUGCAGAGCUUGGAGAAAGAGGAUUGAUGGCUGCAGCCAGCUCUGCUCCAUUCAGAAUUACAUAGGUUUCAGAAACUUAUUUUUUUUUACGUAAGGGAUCGUAGUGACGUAGUCCAUCCAUCGUGUAGGCUUUUUCGUUCCCAUUCUUUUCACCAUCUCUGUAUCUGAAGUUCUGAACAUGUAUGCUCAAUCGUGUAUAAGUAUCCAGUGGAGAUUUCAACAUCAUGCAUUGCCAAGAAAAGAGCAAACGAUAAUCUUGAUGCAAGAUAUCCUUUUAUAUUUAAUGUUAUAAUUGAAAGUAUGAACCUAAUUAAGGGAA
This is a messenger RNA of Triticum urartu, 2049 nucleotides long. RefSeq names its product PAN domain-containing protein At5g03700. The record is from RefSeq and is a predicted model, not a curated record. Gene Ontology annotation, biological process: recognition of pollen. Lineage: Eukaryota; Viridiplantae; Streptophyta; Magnoliopsida; Poales; Poaceae.